AUGGCCAAGGAGUUGACAGUGUCGUCUAAUGCAGGUCAGGACGAGUCUGACAGACUUCUGGUGUAUGUACGCGAUGAAACAUUUGACGAACUACAACAAUGGUCACAAUUUCCGGAGGAUCUACAAGUGGGUCCAUAUAUGUUAACUGGCGAAUUAUCGAAACGUGUUGUGGGACCAGCUAUAUGGCUUCAGAACAAGGAAAUUGAUUCCAUGAUGUACCUGUUUCGGGAGAUGACAUCUUUGAAGCGAUGGAAUGUUGAGAAAGUUGGCUUCAUGAGCUACAAUUUCAGUGUCCAAAUAAAGUCUGAAUACGCAGUCUUUAGGUCCAACAGGAAGCAGUAUCAAUUGAAUGAUAUUCUCAUGGCUUCUGGCAAAGGUGAGCUGCCUUCUCACGGGAGAACAGAUUUGGUUUGGGACACAGACGUUGGUUGCAUCUACGUCCCGGUUUCUGUAAGUGGAAAUCAUUGGAUCUCGCUUUGUAUCAAUUUUGUGGACCGCACAGUGGAAGUCUUUGAUUGUGCAGGUAUGAAAAAAUACAGAGAGGUGGAAGCAUUCUCAGUUAUGGUGCCAUGCAUUGUGAAGGAAAUUCAGACAAUCUCGAAGAAGAAACAACUUACCGUUGCACCAUACACAAUCAGGCUCUCUUUGGUGGACGAUGAUAACAUUGACGAGGCGCGGUACAAAGUGGCUACUGAUCUAUUGAAGGCAGCUAAGGAUGAGGUUUUGAUCGAGAGAAUGUCGAAGUACGUAGCUCCUGAGUUUACACCAUCGGAGGUUCUAGACAUUUAUGGGUUUUGA
Microthlaspi erraticum is the source of this 798-nucleotide messenger RNA. The record is from the annotation of a GenBank genome assembly. Lineage: Eukaryota; Viridiplantae; Streptophyta; Magnoliopsida; Brassicales; Brassicaceae.